Messenger RNA from Mucor mucedo, 999 nucleotides. RefSeq lists its product as uncharacterized. The record is from RefSeq and is a predicted model, not a curated record. Lineage: Eukaryota; Fungi; Mucoromycota; Mucoromycetes; Mucorales; Mucoraceae. Bases 1 to 999 code for a protein of 332 amino acids. The transcript is spliced from 2 exons.
AUGAAGUUUAGUCUUCAACGUGGUAUUGUAGUUUCUAAGACGACACAGCAAACAAGAUACAAAGUAACUAGGACAACAAAGAUGUCAAUGCAACAACAACAAAGAAGCGAAGACAAUGAAGUAUGGAAGACAACAAUAUCCAAGCCAACAAAAAUUCCAUACGCCUCUGAUAAAGCGGUUGCCUCUGAAAAUGCUGUUGCCCAUGACAACGCUGUUGCCUCUGACAACGCUGUUGCCUCUGACAACGCUGUUGCCUCUGACAACACUGUUGCCUCUGACAACACUGUUGCCGAUGACAACGCUGUUGCCCAUGACAACGCUGUUGCCCAUGACAACGAUGUUGCCGAUGACAAUGCUGUUGCCGAUGACAACGCUGUUGCCCAUGACAACGCUGUUGCCCAUGACAACGCUGUUGCCCAUGACAACGCUGUUGCCCAUGACAACGCUGUUGCCCAUGACAACGCUGUUGCCCAUGACAACGCUGUUGCCCAUGACAACGCUGUUGCCCAUGACAACGCUGUUGCCCAUGACAACGCUGUUGCCCAUGACAACGCUGUUGCCCAUGACAACGCUGUUGCCCAUGACAACGCUGUUGCCCAUGACAACGCUGUUGCCCAUGACAACGAUGUUGCCCAUGACAACGCUGUUGCCCAUGACAACGCUGUUGCCCAUGACAACGCUGUUGCCCAUGACAACGCUGUUGCCCAUGACAACGCUGUUGCCCAUGACAACGCUGUUGCCCAUGACAACGCUGUUGCCCAUGACAACGCUGUAGCCCAUGACAACGCUGUAGCCCAUGACAACGCUGUUGCCCAUGACAACGCUGUUGCCCAUGACAACGCUGUUGCCCAUGACAACGCUGUAGCCCAUGACAACGCUGUUGCCCAUGACAACGCUGUUGCCCAUGACAACGCUGUUGCCCAUGACAACGCGGUAGCCCAUGACAACGCUGUAGCCCAUGACAACGCGGUAGCCCAUAUUAGAUUACUAGACAAAUGA